ACAUACAGAUGGACUGACAUCAUUCAAACAGGUUUCAGCUGUAGUUUCAUUUUUAUUACUUUUCUAAAUAUGUUAAACCACACAAAAUAUUGACACUUUGAGCUCAACUUGCACAUUUUCACUUGGAGGUAAACUCGCUGUCGUUGCCAGUGCUUUAGAUGUUAAUGACCCUGUAAGUUGAAUUAUUUUGAGGGGACAGCAAAUUUACACGGUUAUACAAGCUGUACACUGACUACUAUACAUUGUAUCAAAAUAUAUCUUUAGUGUUGUCCCAUGAAAAGACAUAAUGAAAUAUUUAGAAGAAUGUGAGGGGUGUACUUACAUUUGGGAGAUAGUGUAGUUGACCGUUACAAGAAGUCUGGAGUUAAACCCCAUAUGUUUAACCAUAUAUCAGGAUGUGUAUAUAUAUUUGACUAUGUGCGGAGUAGAGAAAAUCAGCAAUAAUUUAAAACUUAUGUAUCCAAUUCUUGCAGUUUAAAUGGAUUGAAAUUGGUUGUUGUGCAAUUAUGAAAUUAUUGAGUAAAAAGUAAUUACUCAAAGUCACAUGGACAAGUCAAAUGUCUUCUGGAGUAAGGUUUGAUGCCGAGACAAAGUUUGUGCUGUUUGGCCACAAAAAAGAUGUUCUGUACGAGUCAAUGUAGGCUUUCAAACCCAAGAACACAGUACUAACUGGUACCAACUGGCAAACAUGGUGGUGGUAGCAUCAUCCUGUGGGGCUGUUUUACUUACAGUAGUACUAGUGCAUUUGAAUACAAAGACGUUUAAACGCUAGAUGGCUAAAACUGGGAAACAAUGGAUGUUCCAAUAAAAAGUCAAACCUAAGCAGAACAGCACAAUGGAACCCAUUUAGCUCUGGAUUUGAAGACCCCAGACCUGAACAUUAUCAAAACAGUCAGGAAUUAUUGUGACUCUACUAUAGACAACUGAAGAACACAGUCAAACAUGUUGUUUGCUUGAGUUGCAGAGAAUCAAACAUCCAAAGAUAAGUUUUCAUAUAUCUCUAUAGAAGCCCGGGCAAUAUCUUCUGGAACCUUCUAAUAUUCAUCAAAAACAAGUCAUGAAAAACUAGGAUGGGCUGAAGGUUAGAGUACAGAGUACAAGCUUUUACAGACUUUGGCUUUCCUUAGUACUCCCACGUAGACUCAGAAACAUAUAAAAGGGCAGUGCGUUGUGUAGAGGUAGAGCGUGGACACCAUAUACAAAAACUAUGAAACACAGCCUUCUGGCGUUUGAUUCCCAAUUCUGGGAUCUUUGCUACAUGUCUUCCCUCUUCUCUCUCUGCCCAUUUCCUGUCUGUAUAUUGUGAACUAAAGGCCACUAGUGCUACAAAAACUAAAGAACAAAAACAUAUAGGGACAAGUCUGUACUUCUGCAAGUGAUGGAUCUCAUAAAGACAUCUCUACAAACAUGUGCCACAUGCCAACCGUCUCAGCUUUGUUCUAUUUCUGUAGCAGGACUCGGUCACAGUCUUUAUUAAGCAGCUGAACACACACACACAGGAAUGUGUCUCGAACUUUCCUGCAGCGCCGGCUGCUGAGGGCGUGUUGAAAGGGUGGGGGGUGUCCAUGUAUAUAAACAGCAGGGGAGAUGGGACACCUCUCAGACAAAGCACCGACAGCACCAGCAGAUAAGAAAUCCAACCUCAACCUUCAACCAAACACACACAGGAUGUUGUGUCCCAGUGUCUUCCAGCCGACCCCAACUACCAUGAGGCCUUUCCUGGACCUACACUGGCCCAUCCGCAGCCUGUGGCCUGAGACCCGACCACUCUUCUACCAAAUUGAGCAGGAGAUGAUCCGCCACAUGCAGGAGAUGAGGCAGAGCAUGCAAUACAUGGAGAGACUGCACCAGAAGAUUUUUGAGGAGAUUGACCAAUCCUCCUGCUCUACAGGGGCAUUCAAGCCCAUCACCUUCCAGGAACUGGGGAAGGAUGGAAACAUCUUUGCUUUGAGCCUGGACACGGUGGAGUUUUCCCCGGAGGAUCUGUCAGUCAAACAGGUUGGCAGGAAACUGAGGGUGAGUGGGAAGACGGAAAAGAAGCAGGAAGAUGGGAAGGGUUCGUACUCCUACAGGUGUCAGGAGUUCAGGCAGGAGUUCGAUCUGCCAGACGGCGUCAACCCAGAGACCGUCAGCUGCUCGCUGGUGGGUGGCCGGCUGCAGAUCCAGGCACCCCGGGAGAAACCACUGAGUGAUGGGAAGGAGAGGAUCGUCCCAAUCAAUGUCAGUUCUGCCCCGGCCAUCACCUCCUCUUCCUCCUCCUCAUCCUGCGGGAACCAGGAGAUAAACAGCAUCUCCCCCUCAGAGAGCAACCCAACUGAAAAAAACUGAACAGUUUCAAAUCUCAACUAAUAAGCUGUCUAAAGGAGGAAUCAAGAAACCAGGUUCCCUUCAUUGCACUUUGAUUUUUAACCGUUUUUGAGUUGAUUAAAAAAUAAAAGCACCCAUUCUUAAAAUUCAGAUAAUUAUGGUAAAUAAAAGUUACUAAAUGCAUUUGAUUAUAUAAAUUCCUCAUGCUUUUAGAAAUUUUUGUCUAAAAUCUGAAAACACAUAAGUAAAACAUAGUUAACAGUACCAGGUCUUUUGAGUGGCGUUUAACCCUUUUGUUCUUUUGACUUCACUUUAAUUUUACAAUGUUAAUGGUUUUUUUUAAACAUUAUGGUCAAGUAUAAAUUGUGUACAGUAUUUGUUAUAAUUAAACUGAGAUCAUUUCAGUUUGUUUCUCAUAAUUAUUUCCCUUAUGGAACACUUUCCAAAGUAAUCGCAUUACAACCUCAAAUUAAUCCUCUAAAUUAAACCCAUUACUGUUAGAUCAUGAAGUUACUCAUGCAGAGACAGCACCCAGUCUUCCCAGGAGCAGACAUCCCAGCAGAUUCAGCCAAAGGUCAGAGCGUGAAGGUCAGAGAAAUGGCCAUAAUCCAAAAUGCUCCAUCUCAGACUUUACAGGCCUCAGUGAACAGGUCAAAGGUUAAAGGUCAUGACAUAGAAACACUGAACCAGUCUGGCUGUUUGGAAGGGUUGAAGUAGAAAGCUUCUUCUCUUCUUAAAACAAGAUGGCAGCAGAACCUGGGUUUGCUAAGCUGCAUCAGAAUGAAGGACAGAACUUCUGUAACAAUGUCCUUGGGACAGAUGAGACCAAAGUAGAGAUGUUUGACCAUAAUGGACAGAACCGUGUUUGGAGAAACAAGACAGCAUAUCAGUACAAACAACUGGCAAAAAGUGUAUGAUGAAAAUAAAACACAGGACACAAGUUUUAACCUUUCCUUGUAAAAUAAUUCUCAGUAAACCUAAUUUAUUCACAAACUAUUUUUCAAAUUGCCUUGUUGACAUUGUCUUUUCUGUUAAAUCACAUACAAUAAAAAACAUUUCUAAAAGACAA
Girardinichthys multiradiatus is the source of this 3376-nucleotide messenger RNA. RefSeq names its product heat shock protein beta-11-like. Bases 1588 to 2328 code for a protein of 246 amino acids. The transcript has a single exon. Lineage: Eukaryota; Metazoa; Chordata; Actinopteri; Cyprinodontiformes; Goodeidae. Gene Ontology annotation, biological process: response to heat; protein refolding. Gene Ontology annotation, molecular function: protein folding chaperone. The record is from RefSeq and is a predicted model, not a curated record.